Eimeria tenella is the source of this 291-nucleotide messenger RNA. RefSeq lists its product as uncharacterized. The coding region runs from base 1 to 291 and encodes 96 amino acids. The record is from RefSeq and is a predicted model, not a curated record. The transcript has 9 exons. Lineage: Eukaryota; Apicomplexa; Conoidasida; Eucoccidiorida; Eimeriidae.
AUGCCUUACAGAGAGCCGGAGUCGCCCUGGGUGCCCCGUGAUCCAGAGCCGGAGUCGCCCUGGGUGCCCCGUGAUCCAGAGCCGGAGUCGCCCUGGGUGCCCCGUGAUCCAGAGCCGGAGUCGCCCUGGGUGCCCCGUGAUCCAGAGCCGGAGUCGCCCUGGGUGCCCCGUGAUCCAGCAGCUUCGAAAGGCCCGCAGCCACAAAUGCCAGCAACUUCAAAAGGCGCGUCGCCACAAGUGCCAGGACCAUCGCCGCUUACUGAAGACCUUUCUACCAACGUCAAUGAAUAG